AUGUCUCCCAAAAAUGUGACUGAAUUUGUUCUCUUGGGACUCACACAGAAUCCACAUUUGAAGAAAAUACUCUUCAUUGUCUUUUUGUUCAUUUUCCUAUUUACCUUGCUGGCAAAUCUCUUUAUUGUAAUCAUCAUCUCCCUCAGCCCCACACUUUCAGCUCCCAUGUAUUUCUUUCUCACUUAUUUGUCCUUCAUAGAUGCCUCCUUCUCCUCUGUCACUACCCCAAAAAUGAUCAUUGACCUGCUGUAUCAGAGGACAACCAUAUCCUGGGGUGGCUGCAUGACUCAGCUCUUUUUGGAACACUUCCUGGCAGCGUCAGAGGUCAUCGUCCUCAUGGCCAUGGCUUAUGACCGCUAUGUGGCCAUUUGCAAACCUCUUCACUACAGGAACAUCAUGCAACAUGGGCUCUGCCAGCUCCUAAUUGUGGUGGCCUGGAUAGGGGGGAUCCUGCACUCCACUGUGCAGAUUAUUUUCACACAUGACUUGACCUUCUGUGGUCCCAAUGUCAUUGACCAUUUCAUGUGUGAUUUCUUCUCACUGUUGGAACUUGCCUGCAGUGACAUUUACAGGCUUGGAAUGGUGGUGGCAAUUAACAGUGGGGGCAUGUGCAUGCUCAUUUUUUUCAUGCUAUUCAUUUCCUAUAUGGUCAUCCUAAGCUCCCUUAAAUCCCUUGGCUCUGAAGGACAACGCAAAGCCCUCUCUACCUGUGGCUCCCACUUUACAGUGGUGGUACUCUAUUUUAUCCCUUGUAUCUUUACUUACAUACGUCCUGUGGCCACUUACCCUGCAGACAAGUUGGUGAGUGUGUUCUUUGCAAUCCUCACCCCCAUGUUAAAUCCUAUCAUUUACACAGUGAGAAACAUGGAGGUGAAAAAUGCUAUAAGGAGUUUGUUAAAGAGGAGAGUAACUUAA
Messenger RNA from Sus scrofa (pig), 915 nucleotides. Its product is annotated as olfactory receptor 4C3D-like. Gene Ontology annotation, cellular component: membrane. NCBI's taxonomy places the organism in Eukaryota, Metazoa, Chordata, Mammalia, Artiodactyla, Suidae. Gene Ontology annotation, biological process: G protein-coupled receptor signaling pathway. Gene Ontology annotation, molecular function: olfactory receptor activity; G protein-coupled receptor activity. The record is from RefSeq and is a predicted model, not a curated record.